Suillus fuscotomentosus is the source of this 615-nucleotide messenger RNA. RefSeq lists its product as uncharacterized. The transcript is spliced from 7 exons. NCBI's taxonomy places the organism in Eukaryota, Fungi, Basidiomycota, Agaricomycetes, Boletales, Suillaceae. The record is from RefSeq and is a predicted model, not a curated record. The coding region runs from base 1 to 615 and encodes 204 amino acids.
AUGUCCGAGCAAUCUUUUGCACAAGACUACGAUCUCCGGCUAGAAGUCAACACAGCCGACGAUGUCCUUAUUAUGCGAUUGAUGCAUCGGACACAAACCGCAUGGGUGAGAAGCAAUGUAUGGAUCAGCCCAGAGAGUGCUGAUACGGAGGGGCCCAACUGGCCCAGCCCAUACACAUUCGUAGCGCGGAUCGGCCCAAUGCAGAAGUAUCUGGCACAACUGGUUGUUCUGAACCUAAUCGGCCCAGUGCACAAGUACCUGGAGGAGCCCAACUGGUCAUUCUGGUACCAAUUCAGCGUGCGGAUCAGGCCCAGUGGGCUCAAGCGACACGAUGUGCCACCCAUUGAUAUUGCAUUGCGGCAGGGAAAACAGAAGGCCCAGCUAGUCGUUUUGAGCACAAUCACCAAGCAAAUUGGUUGUCGCUAUUCAGAACUGCACCGUGAUGACUGGUUCCGGAAGCUAGUACAAUCAGACAACCACAUAUCAGGUCAUCACCACUUGAUAUGGCGCAGUCUGGCCAGUAUCACGGUGAUUUGCGGGACCAAGAGGGUACUCCUAUUGCCCGGCUCACGCUUUCAUCCACCGGACUACUGGAUGCACUUGCUGGUACAAUAA